UCUGGAGGACUUCGUGUGUGUUGUCGUGCGUGUGUUGGUAUCUGGCAGCAGCGUUCCAUCCGUGCGUAAAGAGAUCCGUCAAACGCAGACAGAGUGAAGGGAAAAGUAAAUAACGCCUUUGAAUUUAAUGGACCGGUGAAAACAACCUGGAUUACAUCUCGGAGCACCUUUCACUCGUUGGACGCUCGCGCAUCCUGUUGAAUAUUACAUUUGGGGUCAGCCAGAGCGGUCCAGAUGUUAAUCCACACCUAUUCGGCAAUGGAGCGCGCAGAUGGACUCAGCGGCUCUUCGCCGAGUGGGCGACUCUCCCAACUUUCUUCCCUGAACCAGGCCGCCUACUCCUCGGCCCCCCCGCUCUGUCACACUCCGGCCUCCGACUUCCAGCCUCCGUACUUCCCUCCCCCUUACCCCCAGUCCUCUCUGCCGUACUCCCAGAGCCAGGACUCGUAUCCCCACCUGUCAGAUCCGUACACUUCCAUAAAUUCCCUCCAUCAGCAUCAGCAAGUGGCGUGGCACUCGCAGAGGUCGCGCUCCGACGACGGGGGACUCCUUUCACAGUCACACCGGGCUCUUAGCCUCGACCCCCGGCGGGAGUAUUCAGCUGUCCCUCGGCUGCUGCACGGUCUGGGUGAAGGAGCUGCCGCUCUCGGGGACGGUCCCCUCGGGAUGCACAUGGGACAUCACGGCCUCGACGAUCUUCAGGGAAUGGAGGAAGGAUCAGCCCUGGGCAUCCUCGACCACUCUGUCAUUAAAAAAGUUCCCAUUCCGUCCAAGCUGAACGGGUCGUCCCUGUCCAUCUUGUCCCUGGGUAAGGACGGCCUGGGGAUGGGAUCCGUGUCCAACCCGGCCGAGGUGUUCUGUUCGGUCCCGGGUCGCCUCUCGCUGCUCAGCUCCACCUCCAAGUACAAGGUGACGGUGGGGGAGGUGCAGCGACGCCUCUCUCCACCUGAGUGCCUCAACGCCUCCCUGCUGGGUGGAGUCCUGCGCAGGGCGAAGUCAAAGAAUGGUGGCCGCUGUCUGAGGGAGCGUCUGGAGAAGAUUGGCCUCAACCUGCCCGCCGGGCGACGCAAGGCCGCCAACGUCACUCUCCUAACCUCUCUAGUGGAGGGUGAGGCCGUCCAUCUGGCGCGGGACUUUGGUUAUGUGUGUGAGACAGAGUUUCCAGCGCGAGCAACAGCCGAGUAUCUGUGCCGGCAGAGCGAGCCGGACCAGCUCCCAACACGGCGCAGCAUGCUGCUCGCCACCAAGGAGAUCUGCAAGGAGUUCGUGGACAUGAUGUCCCAGGACCGCUCUCCGCUGGGCGGCAGUCGACCCACCCCCUGCCUGGAGCCCGGCGUCCAGGGGAGCCUCACCCACUUCAGCCUGCUCACCCACGGCUUCGGCACUCCCGCCAUCUGCGCCGCGCUCUCCGCCUUCCAGAGCUACCUGAUGGAGGCCAUCAAAAUGCUGGACAAGGGGGAGGGUGGAGGGAAGAACCACCACGACAAGGAGAUGAAGCACCGCAAAUAGAAACAGGGGGACGGACGGACGGGACGUGCUCGCGGAUGGAUGGACCGGAGGCGGGAAGGGGGGGGGGGGGGAAAGAGGGAGGGGGUGGGUGAGGGGAACUCAAGUGCUGCCCCUCUGAGUCUUCACCCUCACCCUCAGGACAAAUACUGAGACUUUCACCUCCCGGGGGGAAAAAAAACAACCCCUCUGCGGCCCCUCUGGUCCAGGAGGCGGGGGGCCGUGAUGAUAUCUGUACUGUAAUGUGUGUCCACAACCACCUCACUCAACAUGACGCAUGGACUCUCUCCUCAGUAGCUGGUUUGUGUCACGGAGGCGUCUACGAGACACCUCUUCAGGAUGAGCUCCUACAUGUGGCUGUAUUUACCCCCCCACC
This is a messenger RNA of Gasterosteus aculeatus aculeatus (three-spined stickleback), 1882 nucleotides long. It is a transcript of the gene tfap2e, whose product is annotated as transcription factor AP-2 epsilon. Gene Ontology annotation, molecular function: DNA-binding transcription factor activity, RNA polymerase II-specific; RNA polymerase II transcription regulatory region sequence-specific DNA binding. Lineage: Eukaryota; Metazoa; Chordata; Actinopteri; Perciformes; Gasterosteidae. Gene Ontology annotation, cellular component: nucleus. The record is from RefSeq and is a predicted model, not a curated record. Gene Ontology annotation, biological process: regulation of cell population proliferation; anatomical structure development; regulation of transcription by RNA polymerase II.